Messenger RNA from Lytechinus variegatus (green sea urchin), 946 nucleotides. RefSeq names its product glutathione S-transferase alpha-4-like. The record is from RefSeq and is a predicted model, not a curated record. Gene Ontology annotation, molecular function: glutathione transferase activity. NCBI's taxonomy places the organism in Eukaryota, Metazoa, Echinodermata, Echinoidea, Temnopleuroida, Toxopneustidae. The transcript has 6 exons. Gene Ontology annotation, biological process: glutathione metabolic process. The coding region runs from base 2 to 700 and encodes 232 amino acids.
GAUGGCAGAAGGCAAACCACGUCUAACAUAUUUCGCAGGUCGGGGGUUAGCUGAACCCAUUCGACUGGCUCUCUCAGCAGCGGGAAUCCAGUAUGAAGACGUUUACCUCGAAUCGAGAGAUCAGUUUUUGCAGUUAAAACAAGAUGGAAAGUUGAUGUUCAAGCAGGUUCCGCUGCUUGAGGUAGAUGGCCAGUGCUUGAUCGGUGGUGAGGCCAUUCUCAGAUAUGCAUGUCGGGAGGGAAACUUUGAGGGAAAAACAAACGAAGACAAAACCAGAGUAGACAUGCUGUCGAUGGGGGCGAAAGACAUGGUAUUCCCAAACCUGAUGUCACCUACGUUUAUCGAGUUAAUGACAUCAAAGGAAGCCGCUGAUGAAGCACGUGAGAAGGGUGUCAAGGAGUCCAGAGAACGGUAUCUACCAGUCUUUGAAAAGCUUUUAGAUGAGAGUACAUCUGGUUUUCUAGUUGGGGAUUCGAUGACCAUGGCUGAUAUCACGUUUUUUGAUGCUCUUUGCUAUCUUCAUGAAGAUCCAAAACUUAAACCAGAACUUGAGAACUUUCCUCGAUGCUCGGCCUUUAUUGACCAUUUCUCCCAGCAGCCUGGCAUCAAGGAAUACCUGGCCAGCCCUCGUCGAAAUCCACUGCCAUACCCAGAAUAUGCCCAACAUUGCUGUGAAGUACUCAACCUGACAGGAAAUUAAAAGUCCAAUGUUUGAAGUACACCGAAGUUGAUUGACCCUUAAAAGAUAUAAAAAUUCUUGAUAGAUGAGAGAUAAACAAUGUCAUAAGAUUUGCAUGCAAUUACAUGUACAUGUAUAUUGUUCUAGCAUGUAUGAUACUGAUGAUUAUCUAUAUAAUGAACAAGUGUAUUAGUGAGGCGGCAUCAUUAUCAUUAUUGUCUUCUCCCUGAUCUUCCGGGUUUUGAUCCCCGGCCGCGAUGCCCGUGA